AUGGGGUAUGCAGUUAUGCUCUUACUUGUGUUUCUCUGUCAUGAAGUUUCUUCAAUAUCCAUAUUACCUCACAAACAUCAAACCAUUUCCCUUCUAAAAUUCAAGCAUUCCUUUACUAUCUCAGCCUCUGGCGUUUGUCAGGAGUCAUAUCCAAAAACGAGUUCAUGGAACACGAGUAGAGAUUGCUGCUCAUGGGAUGGAGUCGUAUGUGAUGACAUCACUGGACAUGUCAUUGAACUUGACCUCAGUUGCAGUAAUCUCACUGGAACCAUCGAUUCCAAUAGCAGCCUAUUCCAACUCUCGCAUCUCCAAAGGCUUGAUCUUUCUUUCAAUAACUUCUCCAAUUCUCAUAUCUCUCCUGAAUUCAGCAAGUUUUCGAGCUUGACGCAUCUUGAUCUUUCUUACUCCAAUUUCUCAGGUCAAAUUCCUUCUGAAAUCUCUCAUCUUUCCAAGUUACAGUCUCAUCUUAGAAACAAGCUAAGACUCACAACCCAUGAUUUUAAAUCGCUUCUUCAGAACUUGACCCAAUUAAGAGAGCUUGAUCUUACUGACAUGAACAUCUCUUCCACCAUUCCUCUGAAUUUUCCUUCUCAUUUAACAACUCUGAAUCUGGGAGAUACAGGAUUGUAUGGGAUAAUACCUAAGAAUUGCAAUCUUAGAGGGCCUAUUCCUGAAUCUAUUUCUAAUCUCACCCGCAUAGAGUGUUUGUUCCUUUACAAUAACUCCCUGAACGGAACAAUACCAUCAGGGGUGUUUUCCCUUCCAUCACUAACAUAUUUAGUGUUGGGUUCUAACAAAUUAUCUGGUCAGCUUGAGGAUUUCAAGGACAAUUCACUAGUCUGGAUUGAUUUAGGAAGCAAUCAGCUGCAGGGUCAUCUUCCCCACUCAAUUCAAAACCAAGUGAACCUAAUAAUACUUGAUCUUUCUUUCAAUAAUUUUAGUGGUUGUGUGGAUGUCAGCCUCUUUUCAAACCUUAAACAGCUUUAUUAUCUUAGUCUUUCAUAUAAUAAUAUCUCAUUGACCAAUGACAACAGCGUUAAUGUUACUUUGCCCGAAUCUCUUACUAGGUUAGAAUUGGCCGCAUGUGAAGUGAAAGAAUUGAAGUUUCUAAGAUCCGCAAACCAGCUUCACAACUUGGAUCUUUCAAAUAAUAAGAUUCAAGGAAGAAUUCCUGAUUGGGCAUGGUCUAACUGGAUGUCUUCAUUGGACACUCUUAUUAUGUCUCACAAUAUGCUGUCCAGUGUGGAUUCAAUUCCUCUUCAAUCUCUAUAUACUAUUGAUUUGCGGUCCAAUUUGCUUCAAGGUUCACUACCCAUUCCAUCAAUUUCCACAAAAUACUUCUUCAUGUCCAAUAAUAAUAUCACUGAAGAAAUUCCUUCAUCUAUUUGCAACUUGACAUCACUGGUAAUGCUAGAUUUAUCCAGAAACAAUUUACGUGGAGAAAUUCCGCAAUGUUUGGUAAAUAUCACUUCCCUCAAGGUUUUGGAUAUGCGCCACAACAAUUUUUCUGGGAAUAUUCCAACAACUUUCAGAAAUGGAAGUUCACUUAGCAGUCUCAACUUUCAUGGCAAUAAACUGGAGGGGAAAAUCCCACAAUCCUUGACCAAUUGCAAACAACUUGAAGUUCUUGAUUUAGGAGACAAUCACCUCAACGACACAUUCCCCGUGUGGUUGGGGACUCUGCCAAAUCUGAAAGUUUUAGGCUUGCGAUUCAAUGAAUUGCAUGGUCUCAUCAGAACAUCAAGGAUUGAGAACAUGUUUCCAGAGCUCCGAAUCAUAGAUCUCUCUUACAAUGCCUUCUCAGGAAACUUACCUUCGAGUUUGUUUCAACAUCUGAAAGCCAUGAGGACACUUGAUCUAUCAAAGGGUACAUCAAGAUAUGGUGGAGAUCAAUAUUACCAAGACUCAAUAGCUGUCGUAUCCAAGGGAUUUGAGCGUGAAAUUGUGAGAAUCUUGUUUUUGUACACCACUAUCGAUCUUUCAAACAACAAAUUCGAAGGACAUAUUCCAACUAUUAUGGGAGAUCUCAUUGCACUCCGUGUGCUGAAUAUAUCUCAUAAUGGAUUGGAAGGUCCUAUACCGUCAUCACUUGGAAGUUUAUCUUUGGUUGAAUCACUGGACCUGUCAAGUAACCAUCUUGUAGGAGAGAUACCAGCACAAUUUGCUUCUCUUACAUCUCUUGAAGUCUUAAAUCUUUCCGACAAUCAUCUCGAAGGGUGCAUUCCUCAAGGAAAUCAAUUUCUGACCUUUGAGAACAAUUCAUAUGAAGGCAAUGAUGGAUUACGUGGUUUUCCUGUUUCAAAAAAUUGUGGUGAUGAUCAUGUAUCAGGGACAACUUAUGCCGUAUCUGGCCAGCUAGAUGAUGAAGAAACCAAUUCUGAAUUUCUGAGUGAUUUUUGGAAAGCUGCUCUUAUGGGGUAUGGAAGUGGACUAUGUAUUGGAAUAUCCAUAGUAUAUUUCAUGAUGUCAACUGGAAAACCGAUAUGGUUUGCAAGAAUCAUUGUAGAGCUGGAGCACAAAAUAAUGAUGAGAAGGAGAAAGAAGCAGCAAAGGAAAAGGAAUUGCAGAAGAAGAAAUAAUCACUAA
Molecule: messenger RNA, 2586 nt
Organism: Solanum stenotomum
Lineage: Eukaryota; Viridiplantae; Streptophyta; Magnoliopsida; Solanales; Solanaceae
Product: receptor-like protein Cf-9 homolog
Exons: 2
Coding region: 1-2586 (861 amino acids)
Molecular function (GO): protein binding
Source: RefSeq, a predicted model, not a curated record